UUCUGGUCAUUGUCACUCCAUCUUAAAAUCAUUUUUGCAAGCAUGAAGACGAUCGUUUUUUGUGUGGUGUUCCUCUAUGGAGCGAAUGGGUUUCUUUUCCCGAAAGUUAAGACUGUAGACAAGCUGGAUUUAAAUAAAUAUCUUGGUAGAUGGUAUGAGGUCUACAGUAGUUUGAUACAAAGACAAACAUUUCAAAGAAAUUCUGUUUGUACUACCGCCACAUAUAAGUUGAAAUCUGAUGGAAAUGUCAACGUCUUUAAUGCAGGAAUCACCAAAACAGCAAAAGGAGCUCCCUUCAAUGCUACGGGAACCGCUGUCCCUGUGAAAGGUGAAGCAGGAAAGUUUAUCGUUAACUUUGAUGUGGCUCCUUUCAAAACAACAAGUCCUAACUAUUUGGUGAUCAAAUUGGGUCCAGAAACUCACGGUAAAGAUGGUUUGUACGAAUACACCGUAAUUUCGACACCUAGAAAAGCACUUGUGUGGGUGCUUGCACGAAAUGCGAAACAAUUCAAAGCGAAGUACGAUGCAGAAGUCCGGCAAUAUCUCGAGAAAAACGGCUUUACAUGGUUUUGGAACAAACCGCACCCCACAUAUCAAGGAGAUGAUUGCGUGUAUCCGCCGAUGUAAAAUGACGGACAUAAAGUAAUGAAAAAGUAUAAUGCAUGAUAAGAAAAAUAUAACUUACUACCACAAA
Molecule: messenger RNA, 694 nt
Organism: Hydractinia symbiolongicarpus
Lineage: Eukaryota; Metazoa; Cnidaria; Hydrozoa; Anthoathecata; Hydractiniidae
Product: outer membrane lipoprotein Blc-like
Exons: 4
Coding region: 43-627 (194 amino acids)
Source: RefSeq, a predicted model, not a curated record